CAUUCUCACAUCAUCUACGGAUCCUCCUGCAUACAUUCUCGCAUCUUACCAUUGCCAUUUUAUACUAACCCCCGAGAAUACCCGCAAUCAUGGCCGAAGGAGGAGGCAGUGGAGGAGGUAUCGAUCGCCGUGCCGACGAGAAGAUGGAGUUCAACACCUCGAAAGAGGUCACGGUCCAUCCCACCUUCGAGUCUAUGUCGCUGAAGGAGAACCUGCUCCGUGGCAUCUACGCGUACGGCUACGAGUCGCCUUCGGCCGUCCAAUCUCGAGCUAUCGUCCAGAUCUGCAAGGGACGCGACACCAUCGCCCAGGCGCAGUCCGGCACCGGAAAGACUGCCACCUUCUCCAUCUCCAUGCUCCAGGUCAUCGAUACCGCCAUCCGCGAGACCCAGGCUCUGGUACUUUCUCCCACCCGCGAGCUCGCCACGCAGAUCCAAUCGGUUGUCAUGGCGCUCGGUGAUUACAUGAAUGUCCAAUGCCACGCCUGCAUCGGCGGCACCAACGUCGGCGAGGAUAUCCGGAAGCUCGACUACGGCCAGCACAUCGUCUCUGGCACUCCCGGCCGCGUCGCCGACAUGAUUCGUCGCCGCCACCUGCGCACUCGUCAGAUCAAGAUGCUCGUGCUCGACGAGGCGGAUGAAUUGCUCAACCAAGGGUUCCGGGAGCAGAUCUACGACGUCUAUCGAUACCUACCGCCCGCCACCCAAGUCGUCGUCGUCUCGGCUACUCUACCCUACGAUGUCCUCGAUAUGACGACCAAGUUCAUGACCGACCCUGUUCGCAUCCUCGUCAAGCGUGACGAGUUGACCCUCGAGGGUCUCAAGCAAUAUUUCAUCGCGGUCGAGAAGGAGGACUGGAAGUUCGAUACCCUCUGCGAUCUUUAUGACACGCUCACCAUCACCCAAGCUGUCAUCUUCUGCAACACCAGGCGCAAGGUAGAUUGGUUGACAGACAAGAUGCGUGAGGCGAACUUCACUGUUAGCAGCAUGCACGGUGACAUGCCGCAGAAAGAGCGCGACAGUAUCAUGCAAGACUUCAGACAGGGCAACAGCCGGGUGCUGAUCUCGACCGACGUCUGGGCACGUGGUAUCGAUGUCCAACAGGUCAGCCUGGUUAUCAACUACGAUUUACCUAGUAACCGAGAGAACUACAUCCACCGUAUUGGCCGAAGCGGACGUUUUGGACGUAAGGGUGUGGCAAUCAAUUUUGUUACUAGUGAGGACGUUCGAAUCCUCCGCGAUAUUGAGCUGUACUAUUCCACGCAAAUUGAUGAGAUGCCUAUGAAUGUGGCUGAUCUCAUCUCUUGAUUGUCGACUUAUCGAGAACUUGGCAGCUCUCCCUAAAAUAGAUGUAACCAUCCAGUAGGCGACGUCGCGGAUUGGAGGAGGUCUUAGUAGUGGGAGGAAAUGG
Messenger RNA from Durotheca rogersii, 1410 nucleotides. Its product is annotated as DEAD-domain-containing protein. NCBI's taxonomy places the organism in Eukaryota, Fungi, Ascomycota, Sordariomycetes, Xylariales, Xylariaceae. Gene Ontology annotation, cellular component: catalytic step 2 spliceosome; nucleolus. The coding region runs from base 90 to 1307 and encodes 405 amino acids. The transcript is spliced from 3 exons. Gene Ontology annotation, molecular function: ATP binding; mRNA binding; RNA helicase activity. The record is from RefSeq and is a predicted model, not a curated record.